Nerophis lumbriciformis (worm pipefish) is the source of this 8821-nucleotide messenger RNA. NCBI's taxonomy places the organism in Eukaryota, Metazoa, Chordata, Actinopteri, Syngnathiformes, Syngnathidae. The record is from RefSeq and is a predicted model, not a curated record.
GGAGCUGAGCGGAGUGUUGCGCGUCAAGCCCUGGGUCCUGCGGACCAUCCACUGACGUGGGGAUCUUUUCUUCCUCUCCCUCUCCAUGGUCACCCUCAGCGGGCUGCAGGAGACAUGUGGAAGACUUGCGGGAGCGCGCGGCGCGUAACCCUGGUGUGCGCGCUGCUGGCUCUGUGCGCGGAGGUGUCGUGGUCUACAGGAUACUUUGAGCUCCAGUUGCUGUCGGUGGACAAUCCCAAAGGUCAGCUGCAGAGCGGCGAAUGCUGCGACCCGAGUCCCGGCGAGGACCCGGAGAGCUGCGGCGCGGACGAGUGCGACACGUACGUGCGCGUGUGCUUGAAGGAAUACCAGACGGAGGUGAGCCCCAGCGGAGCGUGCACGUACGGCUGGGAGACUACCAAGGUGCUCGGCGGGAAUACUUUUCAGUUCAAGGGCGGACAGAGCCGCAGUCAGGACGCCGGGAGGAUCCUCAUCCCUUUCCAGUUUGCGUGGCCGCGAGCGUUCACGGUGAUCGUGGAGGCGUGGGACCAGGACAACAGCACCCACAACAAAGACGACGAGCUGCUGAUUGGGCGCAGCGUCCACAAAGGCAUGAUCAAUCCCGGCGAGGAGAAGCAGACCUUGGAGUUCCAGAGCUCGAGCGCCAGCAUGGAAUUCAGCAUCCGCGUGCGCUGCGACGAGCAUUACUACGGCAGCAAGUGCAACAAGGUGUGCCGCCCCCGGGACGACUACUUUGGACACUACAUGUGCGACCAGCUGGGCAACCAAGGCUGCAUGGAGGGCUGGACCGGCCCCGACUGCAAGACCGCCAUCUGCAAGCCGGGAUGCAGCCUCACGCACGCCACGUGCGACGUCCCCGGCGAGUGCACGUGUAACUACGGCUGGCGGGGUCCUUUCUGUGACGAAUGUUUGCAGUACCCGGGGUGUGUCCACGGCACCUGCACCAAGCCCUGGCAGUGCACGUGUGAGAAGAACUGGGGAGGCCUACUCUGUGACAAAGAUCUGAACUACUGCGGGACCAACCGUCCAUGUAAGAACGGGGGCACGUGCAUGAACACAGAACCAGAUGAGUACAACUGCGCCUGUCCUGACGGCUACUCGGGCAAGAACUGCGAGAUCGCUGAGCACGCCUGUGUGUCCAACCCCUGUGCCAACGGCGGGACUUGCCAUGAGGUCCAGUCCGGAUUUGAGUGUCUCUGCCCCGCUGGCUGGUCUGGACCCACCUGUGCUAAAGACACUGACGAAUGUGCGUCCAGUCCCUGUGCCAACGGCGGGACUUGCAUCGACCAGGAGAACGCCUUCGAGUGUCUCUGCACCGCCCAGUGGACGGGACAGACCUGCCAGAUAGACGCUAACGAGUGUGCGGCCGAGCCUUGCCUCAAUGCUUACUCUUGCAAAAACUUGAUUGGCGGAUAUCACUGUGCCUGUUUCCCCGGAUGGAUCGGCCAUAAGUGUGACAUCAACGUGAACAGCUGCCAUGGACAGUGUCAGAAUGGUGGAAGCUGCAAGGAGGCGGUCAGGGGCUACCAGUGUGUCUGCCAGCCUGGUUUCGUGGGUCGGCACUGCGAGCUCCAGAGGAACCUCUGUGCCAGCGCUCCGUGCAGGAAUGGCGGCCGGUGCCACAACCUGCUGGACGGGUUCCUGUGUGAAUGUCUGCCGGGGUUCUCUGGGACAAUCUGUGAGCUGCAGAAGGACCCAUGCAGCCCCAACCCGUGUCACAACCAGGUCCAGUGUCACACCACCACGGGGGACUUCUACUGCAGGUGUCCUGAGGACUACGAGGGGAAGACCUGCUCACAACUGAAGGACCACUGCAAGACCAACCACUGUCAAGUAAUCGACAGCUGCACCGUUGCCGUGGCCACCAACGACAGCCAGAAGGGGGUGUGGCACAUUUCGUCCAACGUUUGCGGACCUCGCGGACGCUGCAUCAGCCUUCCUGCCGGGAACUUCAGCUGCUCCUGCCAGCCUGGAUUCACUGGAACCUACUGCCACCAGAAUAUCAAUGACUGUGAGUCGUCUCCAUGUCACAAUGGAGGAACUUGCAUCGACGGGGUCAACUCCUUCCGGUGCUUCUGCCCGGCCGGCUGGGAAGGAAACCUCUGCCACGUUGAUGUGAACGAGUGCAGCAAGAAGCCGUGUGAGAACGAAGGCGUGUGUGUGGACCUCCUUGAUGACUUCUACUGUGACUGUGUGGACAACUGGAAAGGGAAAAGGUGCAACUCACGUGAGAGUCAGUGUGACUCCAGCACUUGUCUCAAUGGAGGAACAUGUUACGACCACGGGGACGCCUUCCUGUGUCGCUGCCCCCCCGGUUGGCAUGGCAACACCUGCAACACAGUGAGAAACAGCUCAUGUGAGUCCAGUCCGUGUGAGAAUGGCGGCACGUGUGUGGGCCAACAAGACAACUUCUCCUGUGUCUGCAGGGAUGGAUGGGAGGGAUCCACCUGUGCACUCAACGCUGACGACUGCAGUCCACACCCCUGCUACAACGAAGGCAAAUGUGUCGACGGCGAGAACUGGUUCCGCUGCGAAUGUGCCCCCGGUUUUGCCGGACCAGACUGCCGCAUCAACGUGGACGAGUGUCAGUCCUCCCCCUGCGCCCAAGGCUCCACCUGCGUGGACCAAAUCCACGCCUUCCGCUGUCUCUGUCCUCCCGGACGUGCCGGAGCCGGAUGUGGGGAGGUCGUGGGUCUUGGCAAGUCGUGUCAUCACGCCGGUCUUCAGUUUCCUCACGGCGGUCACUGGGACGAGGAUUGCAACGCUUGUCAGUGCGUGGACGGCUCCGCCCACUGUUCCAAGGUGAUGUGCGGCCGUAGGCCCUGCCUCCUCCCGACUACUUCCUCUCCGGACCCCCGGGCCCCGCCGCCCUGCCCCGGGGGCCACGAGUGUGUGGGCCACCAGUUCCUCACCUGCUUCUCGCCGCCGUGCCACCAGUGGGGCGUGUGCUCCACGCCGGAGCCGCCCGGACCCGUGCACACGCAGUGCCAGCCCAACAGCGGUUACCUUGACGACAGCUGCGCUCACGUCACGCUCAUCUUCAGGAAGGACAAGGUGCCGCAGGGAACCACGGUGGAGAACAUCUGCUGGGAGAUCCGCCACCUUCCUGUCACUCGGACGCUGGCCCAAGAGCGAGCGCUGCUCAUCCUCUGUGACCUGUCCUACUCCAACACUGACGCCGUGGAGGUUGCCAUGUCCUUGGAGCAGGACGUGCGCUCCAAGGUGGGCGAGCGUGGGCAGAUCCACAAGGCGGCCAGCGCCGUCAUCGGAGCGUUGUCCAGGCGCCACAACAGCAGCGUCAUGCUGGCGGUGGUGGAGGUCAAAGUUGAGACGCGGGUGGACGCCGCCUCUGUGGGCUACGUGGUGCCGCUGCUCUGCGUGCUCUUCUGCGCCGCCUGGGUCUCCUGCAUCGUGGUGUGCGUCUGGUGGACCCGCAAGAGGAAGAAAGAGCGCGCGAGGCGGUCCCGCAGCGAGGACGGGGCCGUCAACAACCGCCUGGCGCCGGAGCGGAGCCCCGCCCCCAAAGACAACCGCCACAAAGACAUUCAGUACGAAUGCAAGAAACUGAUGGGCGCGCAGGAGCGGGCGUGCGACGGCGCCGACGUCGAGGAGGGGGACGAGGAGAGGACGCCAGGCGCGGGGCGUGCGUCACCAAAGUGCCCGCAGGGGGCGGAGCAGAACAAGCGGGUGACGGCUGGGGGCGGGGUCGUAUGCACCAAGCUCAAAGCGCCGCACCGGACGGCCUACAGCCCCAAAGACAACCGCUGCAAAAACCUCAACGCCGCCACUCUGGGCGAGGACGUCAGAGACCACUACGUAUGAGCUCGCCACAGGGGGCGGAGCCUGACUGUUUUCAGCCUGGCAGGAAAUGAAGAUUCGAACGCGUGCCUUUUGCAGCUCCUCUUCACCUUUGACUGGCAGCUUCCUUCCUAUUGGCCCUCCUUGCCUUAGCCCCGCCCACCGGGCCUCUUUUCUACACUGGUCUCGUUUUUUUUUUCCAAAGAAGACACCUUUUUAAAAACUGUCCACUUGGCACACGCGCGUUUACAGCACAUGUUCCACGCAACCUUUCAAAAUAAUGCUCUCGACUUCCCGCACGGGGGUCCUUUCACAGUAAAAGUGCCUUCCACAAUUUGAAACGUUGACAUGUUUGUACAUAUAUUUGUAAAUAUCGACAAUGUGUACAUUUUACUUUGAUAACUUAAGUCCUGCUUCCUGUCCAUGUACAAUUCUCAUGAAUAUUAUUACUGCGCGCUUUACUUUGAAAAUGAUGUCAUUCCUAGUAUGUGUCACACACACACCUGUUACGUACACGUUACACACCUGCAGCACAGAGGGGACAAAUGUGUGGCACAGGUGUUCCAGAGGCAUUACACAUGGAUGUGUCUCAAGUGCUGCACGCGUGUUACCUGGAUGUUACACAGGUGUAACGCAGAUGUAUUCGACAGGUGUUACACAAGUGCUUAGAUGGUACACAGGUGUAACACUGCGACGUGACAUGCGCGUCACACAGGCCAUACAAUGUGUACCGUAACCCUGGACCCUACACAGAUGUAACGCGGCGACCGUACACGGGUGUUGCAUGGACGUUACACAGGUGUAACGCUCACGUUACAUGAGUGUUGUACUGGUUAUGACACAGGUGUGACAAAUGUAACGCUGCUGUUGCAAACGUGUAACACUGGCCUCACACAUGUGCUACACAAGUGUUACAGGAAUUGUACACAGGUGUAACGCUGAUGUUACGUGAGUGUAACGGAAACAUUGCACGGGUGAAACAAAAUGUUACGUUGCUGUUGCAACUGUGUGACACUGACCUAUCACAGGUGUAACACAGGUGUUAAAAAUGUGUUACACGGAUGUUUCUCAACUUCUACAUAGGUUUCACAUGAAUUUUACACAAGUGUAACACUGAUUACACGUGUAUUACAAAGGCAUUAAAAAGGUGUGACAAAUGUUACGUUGCUCUUGCAACUGCAGGUGUCACAAACAUGUUACACAAGUGUAAAAUAGGUGACUUAAGUGUUACAUGAAUGUUACACAGGUGUGACACUGAUGUUACAUGAGUGUUGCAAAGGCAUUCCAUAAGUGUGACAAUUGUUACUUUGCCGUUGCAAAUGUGUAACACUGACCUCACACAGGUGCAAUAGGGGCGUUACAAACAUGUUACACUUGUGUGGCAUGGAAGUGACUCAAGUUCUACACACAGGUGUUACACUGACGUUACAUUAGUGUUUUGUGGGCAUUAAACAGGUGUAACAAAUAUUACGCUGUGGCAAAACAUGUGACACAGACCUUACACAUGUGUUACAAACAUGUUACGCAAGUGUAAAAUAUGUGACUUAAGUUAUACACGUGUUACAUGAAUGUUACGCAGUUGUAACACUAAUGUUACAUUGGUGUUUCGUGGGCGUUAAACAGGUGUAACAAAUGUUACACUGCUGUUACAAAAAUGUGACACAGACCUUACACAGGUGCAACACAGAUACUACAACCAUGUGACUAGUCUAGCAUGUAUGUGACUCAAGUUCUACACAGGUGUUACAUGAGUGCUACACAAGUGUAACACUAAUGUUACAUUAGUUUUUCUUGGGCAUUAAACAGGUGUAACAAAUGUAUGACAAUGACCUUACACAGGGGCAAAACAGUAAUACUGUAAACAUGUCACAAGUCUAACAUAGAUGAGACUCAAGUUCUACACAGGUGUUACAUGAGUGUUACACAGGUGCAACAGAUGUUAAAUUAGUGUUUCGUGGGCAAUGAACGGGUGUAACAAAUGUCACACGGCUGUUACAGAUAUGUGACAUGGACCUUACACGGGUGCAAACAUGUUACACAAGUCUAACAUGGAUGUGACUCAAGCUCUACACAGGUGUUACAUGAGUGUUACAGAAGUGUAACACUAAUGUUACAUUAGUUUUUCGUGGGCAUUAAACAGGUGUAACAAAUGUUACACUGCUAUUACAAAUGUAUGACAAUGACCUUACACAAGGGCAAAACAGAUACUGCAAACAUGUCACACAAGUCUAACGUAGAUGAGACUCAAGCUCUACACAGGUGUUACAUGAGUGUUACACAGGUGCAACAUACGUUAAAUUAGUGUUUCCUGGGCAAUGAACGGGUGUAACAAAUGUCACACUGCUGUUACAAAUAUGUGACAUGGACCUUACACAGGGGCAAACAUGUUACACAAGUCUAACAUGGAUGUGACUCCAGUUCUAUACAGGUGUUACGUGAGUGUUACACAGGUGUAACACCAAUGUUACAUUAGUGUUUUGUGGGCAUUAAACAGGUGUAACAAAUGUUACACUGCCGUUACAAAUGUAUGACACGGACCUUACGCAGGUGCAAACAUGUUACACAAGUCUCACACGGAUGUGACUCAAGUUCUACACAGGUGUUACAUGAACGUUACACCGGUGCAACACUGAUGUUACGUGGGCAUUAUACGGGUGUUAUUCUAGCCUCACACAAGCAUGACACAUGUUUAACAGUCACAGAAGUGACUGGAGUGUAACACAGAUGAUACAUUAGUGUAACACAGGUGUUACAUGAGUGUUACACGGGUGUAACACCAACGCUACAUUAGUGUUUCGUGGGCAUUAAACAGGUGUAACAAAUGUUACACUGCCGUUACAAAUGUAUGACACGGACCUUACGCAGCUGCAAACAUGUUACACAAGUCUCACACGGAUGUGACUCAAGUUCUACACAGGUGUUACAUGAACGUUACACCGGUGCAACACUGAUGUUACGUGGGCAUUAUACGGGUGUUAUUCUAGCCUCACACAAGCAUGACACAUGUUUAACAGUCACAGAAGUGACUGGAGUGUAACACAGAUGAUACAUUAGUGUAACACAGGUGUUACAUGAGUGUUACACGGGUGUAACACCAACGCUACAUUAGUGUUUCGUGGGCAUUAAACAGGUGUAACAAAUGUUACACUGCCGUUACAAAUGUAUGACACGGACCUUACGCAGCUGCAAACAUGUUACACAAGUCUCACACGGAUGUGACUCAAGUUCUACACAGGUGUUACAUGAGUGUUACACAGGUGCAACACUGAUGUUACGUGGGCAUUACACGGGUGUUAUUCUAGCCUCACACAAGCAUGACACAUGUUUAACAGUCACAGAAGUGACUGGAGUGUAACACAGACGGUACAUUAGUGUAACACAGGUGUUACAUGAGUGUUACACGGGUGUAACACCAACGCUACAUUAGUGUUUCGUGGGCAUUAAACAGGUGUAACAAAUGUUACACUGCCGUUACAAAUGUAUGACACGGACCUUAUGCAGCUGCAAACAUGUUACACAAGUCUCACACGGAUGUGACUCAAGUUCUACACAGGUGUUACAUGAAUGUUACACAGGUGCAAACACUGAUGUUACGUGGGCAUUACACAGGUGUUAGUCUAGCGUCACACAAGCAUGACACAUGUUUAACAGUCAGAGAAGUGACUGGAGUGUAACACAGACGAUACAUUAGUGUAACACAGGUGUUACAUGAGUGUUACACGGGUGUAACACCAAUGUUACAUUGGUGUUUCGUGGGCAUUAAACAGGUGUAACAAAUGUUACACUGCCGUUACAAAUGUAUGACACGGACCUUACGCAGGUGCAAACAUGUUACACACUCGAGUUCUACACAGGUGUUACAUGAGUGUUACACAGGUGCAACACUGAUGUUACGUGGGCAUUACACGGGUGUUAUUCUAGCCUCACACAAGCAUGACACAUGUUUAACAGUCACAGAAGUGACUGGAGUGUAACACAGACGGUACAUUAGUGUAACACAGGUGUUACAUGAGUGUUUCACGGGUGUAACACCAAUGUUACAUUAGUGUUUCGUGGGCAUUAAACAGGUGUAACAAAUGUUACACUGCCGUUACAAAUGUAUGACACGGACCUUACGCAGGUGCAAACAUGUUACACAAGUCUCACACCGAUGUGACUCAAGUUCUACACAGGUGUUACAUGAGUGUUACACAGGUGCAACACUGAUGUUACGUGGGCAUUACACGGGUGUUAGUCUAGCGUCACACAAGCAUGACACAUGUUUAGCUGUCACAGAAGUGACUGGACUGUAACACAGACAAUACAUUAGUGUAACACAGGUGUUACAUGAGUGUUACACAGGUGCAACACUGAUGUUACAUGGGCAUUACACAGGUGUUAGUCUAGCGUCACACAAGCAUGACACAUGUUUAGCUGUCACAGAAGUGACUGGACUGUAACACAGACGAUACAUUAGUGUAACACAGGUGUUACAUGAGUGUUACACUGGUGCAACACUGAUGUUACGUGGGCAUCACACAGGUGUUAGUCUAGCGUCACACAAGCAUGACACAUGUUUAACAGUCACAGAAGUGACUGGAGUGUAACACAGACGAUACAUUAGUGUAACACGGGUGCGGCUCGGAGCUCCACCACAGGCGUAACCAGGACUCGCAUUAUUUUGUCCGAUGGCACUGAAAAGGUUGCAAAAAUGAUGCUUCCCAAAAGCGAAGAGAAAGCGAAGAUCAAAGCUGCUCCCGCGUGCGAUUGUCAAUCACUAAGCCCCGCCUCUCGCCAUGAAGUCACGAAGGGAACAAGUGGCGUCGUCACUCGUGCACUGACAAACACCAGCUAGCAUUUAGCAUUAGCUAGUGUGUCAAAGGUCACUCGUACCUUGCCAGCAACAAGAAGAAGAAGAAGAAGAGGCAGAAAACGCUUUGAGAACUUUGUCAUCAUUUUGUACAAAAACGUUGUUGGUUUGCUAGCGAGACGUUUGUUGUUUGUUAGAACAAUCGUAUUAUUUAUUAAAGUAUUUUAUACCAAA